AUGAUGCGCCUGGAGAGAGUCGUCGCUGCAGCCACGAUAAGAAAGUUGUCGCCGCUGCGAUCUGAGCGGCGAUGGCGUCAGGUGCGAGGCCCAAAUUCGAUUAUAGCUAACUGUGAGAAAGCGGCUGCCGAUAGGAGUGGGGCUGUUGGCGUUCUCGAUUUCUACCGUCGCGCCGACAUGGGUAAUUUUUGUAAGAGACAGGGUGGUGGCGCUGAAUUGAUAUUUGGCGGUGGUCCGACUGAAUUUACAGUAGCAGCUGGAAAAGGAAUAAUAAGUGCAGAUGAUGGAGGGCUUUGCGUGGAGUGUGGCUACUCGAGGUAUUUAGUGUGGCUGCUGGAGGUGGGUCCAAUAAUGUAUCGCAGCAAAACCAUUUUUGAGGAUGCAACUCCUGAGCUGGUCAGAGAUUUUUUUUGGGAUGAUGAGUUUCGGCCUAAAUGGGAUCCUAUGCUUGCUUACUUCAAAAUAUUAGAAGAAUGCCCUCAUACAGGGACCCUGGUAGUCCACUGGAUUAAAAAGUUCCCUUUUUUCUGCAGUGAUCGAGAGUAUAUUAUUGGUAGAAGAAUAUGGGAAGCAGGAAGAAAUUAUUAUUGUGUGACUAAGGGGGUACCUUAUCAAACUUUGCCAAGGCGAGACAAACCUAGAUGUGUGGAUCUUUAUUUCUCGAGCUGGAUUAUAAAGCCUGUGCAAUCGCGUAAAGGAGAUGGCCAGUUAUCUGCAUGUGAGGUCACACUUAUUCACUAUGAAGACAUGGGAAUCCCGAAGGAUGUUGCCAAGUUGGGUGUUCGACAUGGAAUGUGGGGAACGGUUAAAAAGUUGCAUGGUGGCUUCAGAGCGUAUCAAAAUGCUAGAAAAUCUGAGCCAUCAUUGUCCAGGUGUGGUUUGAUGGCAAGAAUCACAACAAAAUUUUCGUCCAUCGAAGGAAAUAAUCCUCUAGAGCCCAGAGUGGGCGAGGAAGAGAGAGAUGAAGUUGUGGAGACCGAGAGACAGAGAGAUUGUGGUGGAAUUGAUUGGAGAUGGAUGGCUGUUGGUGGAGCCGUUGCUCUUAUUUGUGGACUCCAAACAGGACUGAUAGGAAAAGCUAUGUUAGUUGGAGCCGGGCAAAGAGUUGCUCGGAGACGGUAA
Messenger RNA from Fraxinus pennsylvanica, 1122 nucleotides. The record is from the annotation of a GenBank genome assembly. NCBI's taxonomy places the organism in Eukaryota, Viridiplantae, Streptophyta, Magnoliopsida, Lamiales, Oleaceae.